Molecule: messenger RNA, 360 nt
Organism: Sparassis crispa
Lineage: Eukaryota; Fungi; Basidiomycota; Agaricomycetes; Polyporales; Sparassidaceae
Product: DNA-directed RNA polymerases I and III subunit RPAC2
Exons: 6
Coding region: 1-360 (119 amino acids)
Biological process (GO): DNA-templated transcription
Cellular component (GO): RNA polymerase III complex; RNA polymerase I complex
Molecular function (GO): protein dimerization activity; DNA-directed RNA polymerase activity; DNA binding
Source: RefSeq, a predicted model, not a curated record
AUGUGUAUCGCUUCGUCGUCGAUGGCAGACUCAACGCCGCCCAAAAUCAGAAUCCUAAAAGGUGCAGAGCCAGACCUGUCUGCCGCAACGUACCAAAUUCAUGACGAGUCGCACACCAUCGGAAAUGCUCUGCGCUGGAUGAUAAUGAAGAACCCGAAGGUCGAGUUCUGCGGUUACAGUGUCCCACACCCUUCAGAAAACCACAUCCAGAUGCGCAUCCAGAUGUACGACAAUCUGUCUUCCCUCACCGCGCUCCUGACAGCGCUGUCGGAUCUCGACAACCUAUGCGGGACCAUCGAGGGUGCGUACAAUGCCAGCCUGCAGCAGGGCUCGUACGAACGAUGGCACGAGGAAAGCUGA